Molecule: messenger RNA, 609 nt
Organism: Helianthus annuus (common sunflower)
Lineage: Eukaryota; Viridiplantae; Streptophyta; Magnoliopsida; Asterales; Asteraceae
Product: sm-like protein LSM3B
Exons: 3
Coding region: 105-398 (97 amino acids)
Biological process (GO): mRNA splicing, via spliceosome; P-body assembly
Cellular component (GO): U4/U6 x U5 tri-snRNP complex; Lsm1-7-Pat1 complex; P-body
Molecular function (GO): RNA binding
Source: RefSeq, a predicted model, not a curated record
UACCAUCACCACCCACCCAUAUAAAAGGGGUGUAAAUUUAGGUUUUCAUCAUCAUUUGUUGUCCCCAAAAGAAGAAGAAGAAGAAGAAGAAGAAGAAAUCGGGAAUGGCGAGCGAAGAGGAGAGCGCAGUGAAGGAGCCUCUGGAUCUGAUAAGGCUGAGUCUUGACGAGCGUAUCUACGUUAAGCUUCGUUCUGAUCGUGAGCUACGCGGCAAGCUCCAUGCCUAUGAUCAGCAUUUGAACAUGAUUCUUGGGGAUGUUGAAGAGAUUGUAACAACCGUUGAGAUUGAUGAUGAAACAUAUGAAGAGAUUGUCAGGAGCACAAGGCGAACUGUUCCAUUCCUUUUCGUUAGAGGAGAUGGUGUCAUUUUGGUUUCUCCUCCACUAAGAACUGCGUGAGGCAAUUUCUAAACUGUUAUUGUCAUCGUUGUUUCCAAGUCGUAUCACGUAUAAAUGCUUUGUGAUAUGCAUCUCUAGAUUUGUUUCGUUGCAUGUUUUCGACAAUUGAGAAGUUUCAUGUUGUAGGAGUCUUGUAAUUGAUGGUUGUUUUUGUUCAUGGAAAGGAAAAAACUAUAAAAAUUUCUUAUAACAGACGUUUUUUUCAUGUUCA